Messenger RNA from Salvia miltiorrhiza (redroot sage), 798 nucleotides. RefSeq lists its product as uncharacterized. Lineage: Eukaryota; Viridiplantae; Streptophyta; Magnoliopsida; Lamiales; Lamiaceae. Gene Ontology annotation, molecular function: zinc ion binding. The record is from RefSeq and is a predicted model, not a curated record. Bases 1 to 798 code for a protein of 265 amino acids. The transcript is spliced from 3 exons.
AUGCCUGGAAGUAGAGUGGAGUUACAACUAUCCACUGAACACCUAGAGAAUAGAAGAAGAGUCUUCAAAAGACUCUUUGUUAUGCUAGAACCAUGCAAACUGAAUUGGUUAGGAGGGUGUAGGCACAUCAUUUCACUCGAUGGCUGCCACCUUAAAGGAGUUACAUUUGUAUGUCUUUUAACUGCUGUUGGGAAAGAUGGAAACGAUGGCAUUGUUCCUAUUGCAUGGGCAGUAGUGAACAAAGAAAACAAGAACAAUUGGAGAUGGUUUUUGGGUUGGUUGAAGCAAGAAAUGAUGCUAGAUGAUGGAGGUGAUGUUAGCAUCAUGUCAGACAUGCAAAAGGGAUUGAUGGAAGCUGUAAAAGAGGUUACUCCAGAAGCUGAGCACCGAUGGUAUGCAAGGCAUAUCUAUGCCAACUGGAGCAAAAAGUGGAAGGGUGAGGAACUCAAAAAGAGUAUAUCUGAUGCAAGGCACAAACCAAUCAUUUCCAUGCUUGAGGAUAUUAGGGUGAUAGUGAUGAAUAGGAUUAAGGACAGGAGGUGUUGGGUUGGUGGUUGGAAAUCUGAUUGGUGUCCCAAUGCUUUGAAAGUGUUUGAAGCAAAUAAACAAUCCUCUGUUGACUGUAAUGUUUUAUGGAAUGGGGAUAAUGCUUAUGAGGUCAGUCAUGCAGAUGACAAACACAUUGUGUUUGUUGAUACAAGACAGUGUACAUGCAGAGCAUGGGACCUACAUGGAAUUCCUUGUGCUCAUGCAAUAGCUGCAUGUUACUCAUCCAAGAUGGAGGGCCUUCAAAAGUGA